This is a messenger RNA of Racocetra persica, 199 nucleotides long. Lineage: Eukaryota; Fungi; Glomeromycota; Glomeromycetes; Diversisporales; Gigasporaceae. The record is from the annotation of a GenBank genome assembly.
UGUUGUUUCUUUGAAAUAAUAUCUGAAAAUAAUACUUCGGAUAAGAAGUCAAAGAAAAGAAAAUCAAGAUCUGGUACGGAGACUAGCUUUUCAGCUAAUAAGGUUGGUAUAACUAAUAUUCUGAUAAAAAAAGUAAAUGAAAUAGAUGACCUACGAGUUAAGCUUGCACAAAAUCGUAAAGAAAGGGAAGAAGCUAAAU